GUUGCUUUGCUGUUCGCUUCUUCUUCGUUAAGGAGGGUAGGGAGCACGCUAAAAUAUGGCAGCCCCACUGGCUCAGAAAGAGUGUGAACUCGAGCUCUUUACUCUGCUCAAGUCAGCCAACCUGCUCGACUACUACCAGAGCUUCAUAGAACAAGGUGGCGAUGACAUCCAGCAGUUAUGCGACGCCAGCGAAGAUGAAUUUAAGGAAAUCAUUGCGAUGGUCGGCAUGUCGACUAAACCUCUCCAUGUGCGAAGGCUUCAAAAAUCCUUGGUCGAUUGGAAAGCGAGAAAAGCGCGCGCUGUAGCCGGAGACAAAACACCAGAGAAAAACAGUUCCUGGAUAGACUACUGGACACCAAGUCAGUCACCCAAUGUCUCUAGAGCUACAACUCCAGUUACCUCUGCUACUUUUGUGACUCCUGGAUCGCGUAAACGAUCCGGAUCUUCGAGCUCGGGUGGAAAAGAACCCGCGGAGAAAAGAGUGGUUGAGCUCAAACUACCUCCGAUGGACGUGAUCAUUGACUGGGAGAAGCUAGACCCCGAAAGACAAGCUCUGAUCAGGGAACACUCCAAAAUCUACGGAAGAGACGACAAAAAGCGGAAAACUUCAUCGCUGAAUUGCCACGAACAAAUGAUAAACGAAGCGGCUGCUCAACUGUGCCUGCGAGACCCGACCCUUCUUGUUCGACGAGAUGAGUUGUUUACAAUGGCGCGAAGGGUAGUGAGGGAAAGCGGGUUUACCUACGUGCAUGGCCACUCAAGGUCUAAGUUUGUAGGCCCCGAUUGCGAAGAGCUGACAGUUGAGGGUCUUGUGCAAGAUCUUGUACAACAAGGCAAGAAACCCAACCAAGCGCAGAUCAACAAGCUCAAGAGACUUGAGCGGUUGAAUGAUAUUGAUUCAUUGCUGGCCGCAAACAAGGAACAACAGGAAGAACUUGCAAGGAAGAUUGACGAGGCCAGGUCACUAGGGCAGGAGGUAAAUGAGCUAGAGUCAGAGCUGGUGAAAUUGCAGAGUGCUCAGGUUUCUUACCAAUUAGAGCAGAAAGAAUUGCGAAAGAAGCAACGGCGCUCUGAGCGCUACUAUAGCAACAAGGAAGGGAAGGAUGACCCUCAGGAGAUGGAUGACAGCAGACAUGAAAGUCAAGACUCUAGUGACGGUGUAAUGGAAGAUGUGACAUUUGUUGAAGAUUCUGUUGGCCAAGUCCAGGAAGAGAGAAAUGAAAGCAUCCAGACAGAAAACCCUGCAGCUGUCGUCACAGAAAUUCUCCCUUCUGCAUCAGAUUCAUCCUCAGCCACAACCUCCGUGGCCAUGCAACAGCAAGCAGAUACUGUGUCCGAUGCAGAGUCUUCUGUGCGUGCUCUCUACACAGCCUUCAUGCCUGGCCAGCUGUCAACAGAGGAAGCUCAGCAGGCCGCUGCCGCCAACAUGGCUGCCUUUCAGAGCCUUGCAUCUCGCACCCAGGUGCAGAACUUCCAAGGAGGCACUAGUGCGAUCACAGACCCCACCAUCAACGCCUUGCUCAGCUUAUCAGCUAAAGAUAAGAGUGGCGGGAUUGUGCAAGGUGUCAAUAUGCAUGGGGUGCCAAUAUCCGUUGCUGUGACUGGGCACCCUGGGUCGCAGUCCUCUGUGCUGACGACACCAAACAUCACCGUCGUGAUGCCAGCAGGUCACCCUUUGCCAGCCAACAUGCAGUGGACAUGAUGGUCCAGGAAGUGCCAGGAAGAUCAGGAAAUGUCCUCUAAUUCGUGGAAAGUGACGUUCCUAUUAUUGUCUUCUUACAAUUGAAGAGAAGUGUUUGUGUGUAAAUAGAGAAAACAGGAGCCUAGUGUUGUAGAAUUUUUAACCAACUGGAACCCGAGGAACCCUUUGAUAAUUUUAAUGAUUCAUCAAAACUUUAUUUACAUGUUAUCAUCAUGAUAAGAUGACCCCUUCAUAUCGCUUUGUCUUUGUUGGACUGCUUCCGCUGAAAGAACUACAGUGUUCUCAUCCACACUUUGUAUUAUAGCGGUAUUAUUCUCUUAGGAAAAUCACACUGUAGGUUACAUUGUACAGACGACACUUUCUUAAACCAAAAACUCUAAGCGAAAUAUAGAUAUCGUAAACCAUCAAGUUUGACAUCAUUUAGAUAGUACAUAUGUAGAAAAUUUGUCAAUUAAAAGCAAAACAUGAUA
Messenger RNA from Nematostella vectensis (starlet sea anemone), 2172 nucleotides. Its product is annotated as NGFI-A-binding protein 1. Gene Ontology annotation, molecular function: transcription factor binding; transcription coregulator activity. The transcript is spliced from 6 exons. Lineage: Eukaryota; Metazoa; Cnidaria; Anthozoa; Actiniaria; Edwardsiidae. Gene Ontology annotation, biological process: negative regulation of DNA-templated transcription. Bases 56 to 1702 code for a protein of 548 amino acids. The record is from RefSeq and is a predicted model, not a curated record. Gene Ontology annotation, cellular component: nucleus.